Molecule: messenger RNA, 2797 nt
Organism: Artibeus jamaicensis (Jamaican fruit-eating bat)
Lineage: Eukaryota; Metazoa; Chordata; Mammalia; Chiroptera; Phyllostomidae
Gene: TSPYL2
Product: TSPY like 2
Exons: 7
Coding region: 155-2254 (699 amino acids)
Biological process (GO): nucleosome assembly
Cellular component (GO): chromatin; nucleus
Molecular function (GO): chromatin binding; histone binding
Source: RefSeq, a predicted model, not a curated record
GGGCAGGCGCUGUGGGAGGGAGCGCCAGAGCGAGGCUGUGAGCUGAGCUGGUCGCGUGAGGCGCGGUGGCUCCGCUUCAGGUGUGACGGACAGCAGCGGCCUGGCUGAGAGAAGGGGCGAGCGCGGUUCUUCUUGCGGUGUGAGAGCGGUCACCAUGGACCGUCCGGAUGAGGGGCCUCCAGCCAAGGCCCGCCGCCUGAGCAGUUCAGAGCCCCCUCAGGACGACGUGCCUCCGCCGCCGCCGCCGCCGCCGCCACCGCCACCACCUCCACUCCUGCGACUGCCCCUGCCUCCACCAGAGCAGCGCCCGAGGCUCCGGGAGGAAACUGAGGCGGCACAGGUGCUGGCUGACAUGAGGGGGGUGGGACUGGGCCCCACUCUGCCCCCGCCGCCGCCCUAUGUCAUUCUGGAGGAGGGGGGAGUUCGCGCAUACUUCACCCUGGGUGCUGGGUGUUCCUGCUGGGAUCCUGAGAUAGAGUCUGGGUAUGGGGGGGCGCCCCCUCCCACGGAGAGCCUGGAAACUCUCUCUCCUUCGGAGGUUUCUGGGGGAAGCCUGGAAAUCGACAUUCAGGUUUCGGAGCCCGGCAGCUUUGAUGGAGAAAAGGCCCUAGAAACCUGUAGCAUAGGGGGGCGGGGGUACCAGAUGUUAGCCGGUCUACAGGGGAAGGAAGAGACCAUCAUCAUAGUGGAAGAUGAUGAGGAGGAUGAAAAGGAAAGUGUGAGGAAGAGGAGGAGGAGGAAGAGGAAGCACAGGAAGGUGAAGAAGGAAAAGGAAGAGAUAAACGCCGAGAAGAUAGAGUACAUCCUGCAGGCACUGGAAAACAUUCAGCUGGACCUGGAGGCGGUGAACAUCAAGGCAGGCAAGGCCUUCCUCCGUCUCAAGCGCAAGUUCAUCCAGAUGCGGAGACCCUUCCUGGAACGCAGAGACCUUAUCAUCCAGCAUAUCCCAGGCUUCUGGGUCAAAGCAUUCCUCAACCACCCCAAAAUUUCAAUCUUGAUCAACCAACGUGAUGAAGACAUUUUCCGCUACUUGACCAAUCUGCAGGUACAGGAUCUCAGACAUAUCUCCAUGGGCUACAAAAUGAAGCUGUACUUCCAGACAAACCCCUAUUUCACAAACAUGGUGAUUGUCAAGGAGUUCCAGUGCAACCGAUCUGGCCGGCUGGUGUCUCACUCUACCCCAAUCCGCUGGCACCGGGGCCAGGAACCCCAGGCCCACAAGCACAGGAACCAGGACACCAACCACAGCUUCUUCAGCUGGUUCUCAAAUCACAGCCUCCCAGAGGCCGACAGGAUUGCUGAGAUUAUCAAGAAUGACCUGUGGGUUAACCCUCUGCGCUACUACAUGAUGGGUGAAGGCGGCUACAGGGCCAAAAGAAAGAAACAAGAAAAGAAAGAAAGGCUUUCCCACAGUAAAAAGAGGAACAAGUAUGAGGUGGUGAUCAUGGAAGACUUUGACGACUAUCAAGUAAUGGAAGACAUAAUUGGUGAGACCUCAGACAGCGAUGUUAUCACCGACAAUGAGACCAUUCACGACAUCAAGAUCUCUGACUUCAUGGAGACCACCGACUGCUUUGAGACCUCCGACAACGAGAUAACCGACAUCAACGAUAUAACCGACAUGAACAAGGUAACCGACAUCAGUGAGAUAACCGACAUCGAGAGCCUCUGUGACAGUGAGAGCCUCUGUGACAGCGAGAUCCCAGACCACAGUGAGACCACUGACAACAAUGAGAUUGCCAUUGACGACAAAAAUCCUGAUGACAACAAUGAGAAUACUGAUGGUGACGAUGAGAGCCCCAAGGGUAGCAGCUACAGCAACAACCUGGGCAGCAGUGAUAGUGACAAUGAUGGAGACAACGAGGCCAGUGAUGAUGAAGAUAAUGAUGGCAAUGAAGGUGACAGUGAAGGCAGUGAUGAUGACGGCAAUGAAGGUGACAAUGAAGGCAGUGAUGAUGACGACAGAGGCAUUUAUGAUUAUAUGACUGACAUUGAAGAGUCUGAGAAGGAUCAAGUUAACAGCAGCUACCUGUAUGAAUAUGACGAUGAGGUAGAAACCUUCUUGGAAGAAGAAUCAUCAGUGGAGGAAGAAGAGGAGGAGGGUAGUGAGGAAGGAGGUGAAGACAGCCAUGACGAGGGAGAAACUGAGGAGGAGGAAGGAAUCGAAGAAGACUGGGAAGACUCUGACAUGGAGGAAGUCCUUCAGGUCCAAAACGCUUGGGUGGACCCAGUGAAGAGAGGCAAAAUCGGAUAAAUAAACGUCCAGCCCUUGCCCUUGUGGCGGCUGCCUCUGUAGUUCUCCCCCCCCCCAUUUGUCCUCCCCUUCAGCUAGGGCCUUGAGGCCCCACAUUGCACUUCUGGGGGGUGACCAACUUCGUACACGGGUUUGAAGUUUAUUUUUAUGGUUUAGUAAUUGCAGAGUUCUUCUUUUGGGGAGCAGGGGGAGGGGGAUUCCCCCUUCCUUUGGCCCUCCCUCGCAGGCUUCUGUGUGCUGCUAUGUAUUUAUUGUGAUGCCUUGGUCAGGGCCCCUCUGUCCCCCUCCUCGUGCUGUAUGGAGUGGACACCCUUGAUCUCAAAGUGGGGGAGGCUGCUGUGGCCUUGGGGGCUCUGCUGCCACCCUGUUGUCCCAAGUCUCUCUCUUUCCCUCACCUUUCCCCGCUGUGCCCGCUAGCCCGCAUCGGUGUCUAUGCAAGGCCGCUUUGCCAUUGCGGUGUUCCUAUCCCCCUCCCCCAGAAGCCCUGCCUCUUUCCCUGUGAACCCUGGUAAUCCUAAUAAAAUUCAGAGCAAGUUCAAAGUG